Messenger RNA from Henningerozyma blattae CBS 6284, 7077 nucleotides. It is a transcript of the gene SPA2, whose product is annotated as Spa2p. The record is from RefSeq and is a predicted model, not a curated record. The coding region runs from base 1 to 7077 and encodes 2358 amino acids. Lineage: Eukaryota; Fungi; Ascomycota; Saccharomycetes; Saccharomycetales; Saccharomycetaceae. The transcript has a single exon. Gene Ontology annotation, cellular component: cellular bud tip; incipient cellular bud site; mating projection tip. Gene Ontology annotation, molecular function: MAP kinase scaffold activity. Gene Ontology annotation, biological process: bipolar cellular bud site selection; invasive filamentous growth; mating projection formation.
AUGUCCUCCUCUACAGAGUUUUCAAAGGCUCAACAGCGAGAUAUGUUCUCCUAUUAUCAAGCCUUACAAACUUUUUCAGAUGUGAUUGGUUUGAAUAAUGCUCAAACAACUUCAUCAAGAGCUCAAAAAGCUCGUGGUAAACUUUUAAAGUUAUCUGCUGCUCAAUUUUAUGAAUUAGGCACCGAUGUUUACGAUGAAUUGAAAAGAAGAAUCGAUGAAGAUCAGAAUCAACCGGAAUAUUUAUUACCAAAGGCAACUUUUCAUAUGAAGAGAAAUCAAGCUAGACAAAAAUUGGCUAAUUUGUCACAGUCCAGGUUUGGAGAUUUAGUAAAUGAUAUCUUAUAUGAAAUUACAAGAAGAGGCUAUAAUUCUGAUCCGGAUAUCCCAGACACUCAUCAAAAAAAUAUUUCUCUUUCUAGUAGUAUAAUCAAUAAUACAAGUAGUAACGACCCAAUCAACCUUAAUACUUCAACUAAUAAUAAGAAUGCUCAACAUUCGAACAUUGAAAUUCCUAAUACCCACAUAAAUAAUUCUGAUCUUAACAAAAACAAUAAUACUAAUAAUCCUUCAAAAAUUCUUUCUCCAAUUGAUGCUAGACCUUCAACUUCAAUAGGCGAUGGAACUCCAUCACCAGUAACAUCGUUACCACACUCUUCAAUUCAACCUUCAAAGGUUAUACCUCAAAAGGCUUCUAUUGAUUGGUCUUCCUCAGAAGAUGAAGAUGAUAGUGAAAAUAAUACAGAUACAAAUAUCGAUACUAAUACUAAUACCAAUACAAAUACCAACAACACUAAUACCAAUACUAAUACUAAUAAUACAAAGGAUUUGAUUAUCAACUCAAUUCCUAAUAAUAGCCCAAUUGCUACUACAUCACCUAUUGAGUCAACUAUUAGCACAACACCUAAUAAUCAUUUAAAUGAAAAUACAAUCACCAAUGAUAAUUUAAAGAAUAGUACAAUGAAAAAUAGCAUUCAAAAUAAUUUGGGUAACAAUGCUUCUGUAAAUAUAAAGAGUGACAUAAAUGACAAACCUCAAUUAGAUACCAUUUCAAAUAACUCAUUUGGUGAUAACUUAAAUGAUACUCCUGAUCUAAAUGAUUUCAACUCCACUCCUCUUCUGAAUGAUAUGUCUAAUAAACUAGAACUCUCAAGUCCAGCUACAAAUUUUAGUGAAAAGGAAAUGAGUCCUGUACUGCCAUUGAAACCUCAUCAUGAUGCUCCUACACCCAAUACUAAAUUGGCUGAUUUAGAUAAGGAAUUGCAGAAAUAUAAUUUGAAUACAAAUAAUAAUCCAAUUCUAGAUUUAGACGGUAACAGUGAUGAAAUUGUAACAGACGCCGAUACUAGAAAUAUAAAUAAUUAUUCAAAUAACAUAAUACCUGUGGAACCCAAAUUAAUAUCUGAAAAUGAUAACAAAGCGGAUACUUAUCACAAUGCUUCAAGAUCUAGUCCAUCAAAUCAAACCAAUUUCGAUGACACUAAUAUGAAUAAUGAUUCUGCAGAUGACGAUUCAAAAACAGACAUUAUUCAAAAGAUAAAAGAACCAGCAUAUGAAUAUGUUUCAAAUAAUGUCAUAGGCUACAGAGAAGGAAGAAACUCAGAAGAUAAUACACCAAUCAUCCCCUCUAAGGAUACUCCCUCUGAUAGAUAUAUUGAAACUCCUAUUGCCACUCGUGCCUCUUUGAACAUAGAUGAAGAUGAAUAUAAUUCAUUAAAGGACAAAUAUUCCCAAUUAAAUUUGAAAAAUAUGCAAUUACAAGAAGAGCUGGCAAAUAUGAAAAAUCUUUUUCAAAGUGCACAACAACUCAAACAGUCUAAUGAGACAAACGAUGAUAGCAUGCAACCUCAGAGAGCACCUUCUUCUGAAUCAAGUACUGUUCUAUCAUUGAAUGAAAACUUCAAAAACGAAAUGAUGUCAAUGUCUACUCAACUGAGCGACCUUUCUAUUGAAAAUGAAACCUUAAGACAACAUAUAUCUGAAUUAGAAUUGCAACUACGAAAAAAUACUGCUUCGGAAAGAUCCAUUAAUAAACAAAUUACUGAACAAGAUGGCACCAAAUCUUUAUUAAUGAAUUUUCAUAGUGAAAACAAAUCACUUACACAGGAUAUGGUUAAAGCUCAUAUUAGUUCCAAUGGGUUGAUAACUCUCCAACAAUUACAAGCUUUUCAUUCUAUAAUAUUUACUUUAUAUCAAGAAACAGAUUUAAAAAGUAAAGAAAUGGGGUCGAACUUAUUUAAAGCUUUGUCUUCAUUAUCAAACAUCAUUAAACGUGUAUUGGACGAAUCUUUAUCCCAAGAAUCUAACGAUCAAGCCAUCUUACUUCGUGCUUCCUUUUCACAUUUAAUUACCUCCAUAAGAUAUUUUUGUGUGUAUGAUGAUGUGUUACCAAAUAUCACCGUUAAUGCUGCUAUUGCUGAUGUAAUCUUUGCUUUUUGCAAUCUAGUUAAUAAGGUUAAAUUAAGACUGACAAAUGAAUUACCUACUAUUACUACAAGUACUGUCUCCACAGAAAUUCCAAAAAGCAAUGAUCUGAGCUCACACUCCAUAGAAAAGCCAACAGCAAAUGACUCCUACGAAUCAUUAAGUCAAUCAUCACUUGAUAUUCCUAAGCCAACUUUAAUUGAUAAUUCUGAAGAUGGCCACAUGGAAAUGUCACCUGUAAAACCAUUAAAGCUAACCCAAAAGAUCAAUUCUUCUCAACAAAUCCAACCACAAUCUGCAAGAAAAAUCUCUGGUACAAACUUGUUUUCAUCAAUGUUUAAUUCUAGAACAACUUCAAAUAACAAAGAAGGUAGCGAAAGUGGAAAUUUUAAUCCACAAACACCAAUAAACAGAAAAAUAAGAGCAACUUCUUCUCAUAAUUCAUCAUCCGUAUCUAUAGGAUCUGAUGAGCCGAAUCUUUCAGUUGCCUUAAGUUCCAAUCGUUCAUUAUCGACUCCUACUGGAUCUGCCCCAGAAUUACAAAAUAAAAUAACAGAUAACUCUAAAAUAACUACAAACAUAGCUACAUCUUCUAACUUAUCAGAAAAAAACUUGGAUAGAAAUGUUUCACCUGAAGAAGGGAAGACACCUGAAAGAAAUAAUAAAAGAGCUGAUUUUAAUUCGAUUUCUACAUCAACUCCAGCCAUUGAUAGAAAACAAGAUGUCAAUGAUCCAAAUUCUAUCUCAUCUCCAACCACUAGUAAUAGUCCAAAGGAUGUAUUAAAUAUUAAUAAUGAAUCAAUUAUUACCACAGCAAAGGAUAACGACUCUCAAACUCAUAUGGCGCUACAAUCCGAAGAACAAAAAAUAUACUCUAGCGUAAAUAAGAAUUCCUCCGAACUAAUUGAAGAUACACCUCAAGCUAUAUCUAACAAUGAACUAAAUAAUGCAAACUCAAAUACUUCAAAAAGAAUUACAUCAAACAAUUCAAAUAUGAAUUCUCCCAAUGACGUUAACUUGAACUCUAACGAUACUAUUGUUGAUGCUGCUAGUAAUAAUACCAUAAACACCACCCACAAUACCGCCACUAUACCAAUAAUUUCAACUAGUGAAACUUCUUCUGAAUUAGAUAUAGACCCAACAUCUACUCCAACUAAAAUCAAUAUUGUCCCUGCUCUCAAUUCUAUUACAAACCCAAAAAUAAUUGAGGGUUCACAGAAUAGUCAAAUAAUGUCUAAAGAUAUUUCAAAUCCAAUCAGUUCAAAAACUGUUAAUAAUGUUGAAUUUGAUCGUAUAAAUUCCAACGGUCAAAAAAUUAAUUCAACUUCUUCAUCUAAUGAAGAAACUUUUAUUAAUAAACCUUCUCCCUCUGAAAAUGACACAUUAACUUUUAAAUCAAAUAAAGUUUUGAAUAACUUAACCCAACAAUUAUCCGAAGUUUCUAUGUCUGAUGGACAAAGAACUUCUUCUGAAUCAUCAGCAAACAAUACGUUUGAAAGUUCCAGAAAAACAUCUAUAUCAGAAAGUGUCGAUAGCAAUGAAGCUUCACCUGGUAAACUCUCUAAUAAUGCACAUAAUAUUAAAAGAUUAACAAAUGGGUUACAACUUGAUAGUCCUGAGAAAUAUUCAGUCACCAAUUCAACUCUCCCAACUAAUCAAGGAUCAGUUAGUCAAUUUUAUGAAAAGAAGGAGAUUCUUUCAAAUGGUAGCAAAUUAAGCAACAAAGAUCCAUUUGUUCAAGUAAAUGCUGAUUCUGAUUCACCUAUUAAACAAGCAGUAACUGAUCAAUUUUAUGGAAACAAAGAAGUAAUUUCCAAUGGUAACACAUUGAAUAAUUUGAACCAUAAAGAUCAGCUCAGCAGAGUAAAUACUAAUUCAAAAUUUACCAGUGACUACGAAAAUAAUUACUUGAAUGAAACUAUCUCGAAUACUUCUACAAAAAUAUUUUCGUCUACCGUAAGUCCAGAUAAGAUAGAUAAAACUUUUGAUACUUCCAUUGAUGAUAUUAAACCUAUCGAUGAAAAGGCUUCACAGAUUAACUCCACCUUGACGUCUUCGACUAGAACUCAACAACGUGUACCUGAUACCACUAACAGAAUGACUAAACUUCAAAGAUUAUCUUCUGAGAGUGAGGAUGGUAAUCUUUCCGCCAAGUUAGAUAGGCUAGCUAGUAUUGAAAUAUCUGAUAACUUUACUGGUGAGCUGGAUAUUGAACAAGAAAAAGAGGAUUCUCCUUCUCAAAUGAUAAACACACCAAAUCCAUUUGAAGAAGGUUUCAAUAAAUUUGAUAAUAGAGCAUCUAUGUCUUCCACUGUUACUUCUAACCGAAACACUAAAGGUAGUUUAGAUGAAUUUGUUGAUGCCCAUUCAUCACCUGCAAAGGUUGUAGAUAAAAAGCCUACCUUAUCAACUUUAACUAAUACUGAAAAUAAAAAUAGUGUUAGAGAAAAAAUUGCUCAACUCUCUUCCAAAGUAUCUGAAAGAGAGCAACAACCUACUUCAGAGGCCUUAAGAAAAAACAUAGAUAUAACCAGAAAGAAUUUAACUGAAAAAUUUAUAUCAAAUGGUGGGGAACAAACCACAUCUGCUAAACCAAAUAGAUCAAUUAAUAUGCGUAGUAUGAGUAGCUCUGUUAGUGUUAGUGAAAUGUCUAGAAAAUUCUCGAACCCAAUCGAUUUACCUUCUAAUGGUACUUUGCAAAACCUAAAUAAUAAAGCUAACAAAACUGACGAAUUUUCAUCAAAUAAGGCUACAGAAACUUCUAUUCAAUCUAAAAAUAUUUUUGAAUUUAAUAAUGAUAAGGAAAUUCUCAAACCUCAAAUUAAUGACGAAGUUGAUACCAACAAUUCUUCAAAUUUACAAGAUACAACAAAUACCGGGAAGGAAAUUGAUGUGAGUGAAAGUUCUUUUAACGAUGAGUUAAAUACAACUGUAAUUAAAAAUGAUAUCACAACUAUUGAAAAUAAUAGUAGUUUUAUCAAAAUCUCAAAUUCUGAAUUGCCAAGUCCUCACUCUGGAAGUUUGAGCAUCUCGUCCAAUAAUAAUAAUAAUAAUAAUAAUAAUAAUAAUAAUAAUAAUAAUAAUAAUAGCACUAAUUAUAAUAAUAUGGAGAAUUCUAAAGCAGUCAUACAAAGGCUACCAGAAAAUGGACCAGAAAUUGCUGAAAAUAUUACACCUACCUUUAUUACUGCCAAAGAUCAUAAUGAUCUUGAUGUUGGAGAUAUAAAUUCAAGAGAUAUAUUUAAUAACCCAUCCCCAACAAAACCUAAAGAACUUCAAAUGGAAAUCAAUGAUUUAAAUUCCGAAUCAUCCUUCGUUUCUGCCAACCCUGAAUUGAAUCCAUCAGUUACAGCUGAAGAACAACAAGGUCAUAAUAUUAGAAAUAAUAUUCAGAAAAUGGGAUUAAAAUCAAUUGAUAGAAUUAAUUCGUUAAAACGUUUAAAACCAUCAAAUCCAUUUGCUAAUAGUAUUAAGAAAGAAUAUCCAAACUUUAAUAUUCCAGUUGUUUCAUCUGAAAAUAUAACUGUGAGUGAUAUUGAUGAUAGUGGAGAAUUCCAAUUUGUGCCUUUAAAUAAUGAAUCCCAAGGUGAAAUAAAAGAAACUGGACUAAUGCAAUCUUAUAGUAACAAUCCAGAUGACAGUGAUGAUUUCCAAUUUAUUCCAUUAAGAAAUGAAAUUAAAAACGAAGACACUUAUUCUUCAAUGAAUAUGGUCGGUAGCAAUGAGAUUCCUUCAAUAAAUAUUACCACCAAGGAAGAAGAUCAAUAUUCAAUUAAUAAUGAGAAGUUCCCAUCUUCAUUAAAUUAUAAAGAAUAUCAUCCCUCAAUAAUGAAUAAAGCUAUUCAUUUAGAAGAACAUCCUUCAUUAAUUAGUAAAAGUAACCAUGAAGAACGUGAACUAUCUACAAAUCAAAUUAGUAAUGAAGAAAGUUUUGAAUUCAUUCCAAAAAACAAUAUAAAUGAAAAUAUGGGAAUAAUGAAUAACGAUAGUGAUAAAGUGGUAAAAGAAAAUAAUAAUAAUUCUGAAGAGAGCGAAUCUGAAAGUGAAGAAUCUGAAAGUGAAGAAAAUAGUUCAGAUGGUGAUGAUGAUGAUGAUGAUGAUGAUGAAAAAAAUAUGGAUGAAGUUGAUUCUAAUUCCAAUGAAUUUGACAUUGAUUCAUUUGAUAUUAAAAACCCAGAUAAUACAUUAGCUGAUUUACUAUUGUAUCUAGAACAUCAAACAGUUCAAGUCAUCUCCACUAUUCAAUCAUUAUUAACAUCUAUUAAGCAACCAAACUCAACUAAGGGCAACUUAAGAGUGGAAGCAAAUGCCAUUAAUCAAGUUAUUUGUCAAAUGUCGGAUGCAACAAGUACAUCUAUGAACCAAAGUAGAAAUGCUAAUUUGAAGGAACAUGGUAGCUGGGUGGUUCAAAGUUUGAGAGAUUGUAGUACUCGUAUGACUACAUUAUGCCAACUAAAUAUAGAUGGCAUUUUAACUAAUGAACAAGGUGAUAAAGACUAUGCUGACAAACAAUUUAAACAAAGAUUAGCAGGUUUAGCAUUUGAUGUUGCUAAAUGUACUAAAGAACUUGUUAAAUCUGUGGAAGAAGCAAGUUUAAAAGAGGAAAUUGAAUACUUGAGUUCUAGACUUGAUGAUCGUAACCACCAAAUUGUUUAA